Messenger RNA from Aegilops tauschii subsp. strangulata, 468 nucleotides. The record is from RefSeq and is a predicted model, not a curated record. Lineage: Eukaryota; Viridiplantae; Streptophyta; Magnoliopsida; Poales; Poaceae.
AUGGACGAGGCCGCCGGCGCCCAUGACGCCGGCCAGGAGGGGCGGCGGAGGGCCGCGGGCGGCGCGGGGGUGGAGGUAGUGGCGGGGCUGGCCGGAGCGGGCGCGCACGCGGCGACGAACGACGGUGGCAGAGAGCAUGCGGGGGGAGGCGUGGCCCCAGGCGGUGCGGUGAGCGGCGGGGCCGGGCGCGGUCGGCGCGGAGCAGAGCAGCGGAGCGGGGCCGCGCCGCGUGGGGCGCCGUCGAGCGCGGCGGCCAUCCGCAGCAGCGGCGACGGGGAUAGCUGCAGCGGGGACAGAGGUGGGGCGAGGGGCGUGGCCACGGGAGGAGGAGAUGGCGGGGACGAGCCGCGCCGAGGCACGGGGCCAUGGGGCGCCGGCCAGAGCGGGACGCGGGGUGCGGUGAGCGCGGUCGCGGGCGCGACCAGGGGCGAGCCCGGGCGCGGCCAACGGGCGCGAGGGCCACAGUGA